CACCCACGACCACGAGCGAGCGACACGUUUGUGUGUUGGCAAGAAUGAGGUUGUUUUCAUUUCGUACUAGUGUUUGAUAACUACGUCUUAGCCUUUUUUUUAAAUUGUUUGUUUGUUGAACCACAUUAGCCAACACACACACAGAAAGAUCCGCUUUCAGUGCAAAGGUGUUCGAUUUCGGGCUUGAACCGUGCCGCGGACGAAACCGGAUUCCGAGGAUUUCCCCCUCCUAGCAGUAUGUUGUGGUGGCGGAGGCUUUUUCGACCUGUGUUCUGUUCGCAGUUGCGACACAACGAUCCGCGCGCACAUCAGCUGUCAGUAGGUGGCCCCCUGUCAGAAACGCUGCUGCUGCUGGUGCUAAGUUCUGUGCGCACACAGGAAAAAGGAAUCGUUCGAUCCCCGCUUCAGUGGUAGUAGCAACGAGGGGGUGUACAAAAGGUCCAGAAGGGAGACGGGCAGGAUUCGCGCAAUCGGAUUAAGUUGUAUACGCUUGUCUCCGUUGCUCGCCCGCUCGCAUUUCCGCACUCACAAGCACGCAUACAACUAUUGUCUUAUUAAUAGCCAUCGUGUGUGUAUGUGUGUGUGUGCGUCUGUGUUUGAUAGCGUAUCGGAGAAGAGGCAAGACCGAUUGUUUUGGGUUUUCGUGUUUCGUCGCAUCGGUCGCUUGUACGCGCAACUGUGGCGCGUGCCUCUGUGUGUGUGUGUGUCUAUUGUGCGAACUUGACAUUUCAACGGCACGGUGAGCGCAUGAACGAGUGAGCGAGCCCUCCCCGACCCAGCUGUGUUCAUCGAGCCGUCGUGCGUGAAUUUGCGUGAGAGUGACCAGUGAGACGGGCGACGUUUCGUUCUACCGUUGUUUGUUGUUGUUGUUGUUGGCGAAACAAAAGACGGUGCCGAGUUUCGUUGCCUCGCAACAACACCCAUCCCCGAUCCCCACGGGCCCAUCCAAUCACGACAGUCAAACAGCGGACCCGCCAGCACUCAAUCUCACCGAGGCACAAUAUUAGUACUUGAUCUGACCUGAUCAGUCUUGUUCGUCGUGUGUUUGUGUGUGUGUGUGUUGGUGAUAUUGUGAUUCGAGGGCGAACAGCGAAAGUGUCCGUGAGUCAGAGCGGGCGGGCCAAAAGGAAGGAGAACACAAUGGUUGAUCGCUUUUAGAAAGAAAAAAACAACCCCGCACUCUGCCGUUGUGUGCGUCUCUGUGCUGUGAUUUGCUGUGCGUGGAACGACGAUCGAAAAGCCCAGUGUCCCCCAGUGAGUGUGUGUGUGUAAAACUAAUAAAACCCAUCAGCAAAGGAAUUUUGCUUGUGCAAGAGCCAGAUAGACAAAGCUUGUGUGUGUGUGUGUGUGAGUGAAGGUAAAAAAAAUCAUUUGGCGAAGCAGCAGCGAAGUUCCGAGAAGCGAGCUCCCGGCACCGCAAAACAAUCGUUUUGACAGCGCGUGAACGUGAGCAGAGGCAGCUAGUAGUGAGCGCGCGCCGCCCGCCUCGUGAGCGAACGGAAAACGUCAGGCGUCAUUCUCACCGUCGUCGUCGUCGUCGUCGCAGCGAGCAGCACAGGCACAGGCACAGGGUCGUGUUAAAAUCUGUGUCCCCGUGCGUGUGUGUUGUGUGUGCGUGUCCCUGUGCGUGUGAUUGUUAUACUACGGGAGCACAGAGCGUGAUUGACCAUCAAAUAAGAGCAGAAGAGAAAACCCGGCAGCGCGCGCGCCGCCGCCAACAGGGGCGGACCGUUUCAUCACACGCGACUCCAUCACCCACCCACCCACAGAACAGGCGCGUCCAGUUGCGGCGCGGUUACGCGAGCGAACGGUCGUUUGAAUGAACCGGCGGCAAUGGGAAUAAAGGCGAGCACCGCGAAUGGAGGACAGCAGAGUCCCCGGGCACGCACCUUCUCGACCAGCAGCAGCAGCGAUGUGGUGUCCGGCACCGCAGGCGCACCGUACGAAAUAUCGUCCGCUAAUCCCGAUCCCGAUAGUAGCUCGGCGGAAGAAAAUGCCGCGGCUAGUGCUCCGCUUGCUUUGGGAAGAGUGUACGCAACAUCACUACCUACUCAUAUCUGGUCAAUCAAUGGUAUAAAAUGUCCAGUAUGUAGCAAAUUUGUGACGCCUGACGACAUCGAGUGUCAUUUAGUAAUGUGCCUAACGAAGCCUCGCCUAUCAUAUAAUGAGGACUGUUUAACCGACGCAAAGGGCGAGUGUGUCAUUUGCUUAGAGGAUCUAUCUCCUGGUGAUAUCAUUGCUAGACUUCCGUGCUUAUGCAUCUACCAUAAAGUAUGCAUCGACAAAUGGUUUGAAGUGAAUCGUAGCUGCCCGGAACAUCCGGGCGAUUAGUGGAAUUCCAAUUUGUAACGAAAAAACAAACACAGCAACAUCAGCCGCAGCAGCAGCAGCAGCAGCAGUAGUAAUGAAUUUGCAAGAAAUGAAACUUUAAACUGCAAGAAGCCGUACUACACCCCACGCCCCCUUCCCGGCCGGCCACCGAACAUCUUUUUUUUAUUUUUAGGGGGAGGGGGAGACACAGAGAGAGAGAGAGAGAGAAAGAGAUCGUGUGAAAGAGGAGAUGAGCUCGAUUGUAUGUGCGGUGUGGUGUGCAUGUGCGCCUGAAAGGACAUUAAAUGGAACGGCGCGAAACAGGAAUCACGGAAUUAGUAGGACGGUACGACGCUUCCCGGCAGCAGCAGCAACACGAGCGAGCAUGGUGACGGAGGGUGACGCAGCAUGCCGACGGUGGAAUGGUGCGGCAACUACCAGCACGUAAAACACUGCGGGACGUUCAAUGCUGUUGAUGGUGUUUUUUGUUGUUGUUGUUGUUAAUGUUUGUUAUCGAAACCCGUUUGUUAUUUGCGCAGAGCGUCAGCAAGGUAGGGACAAGAGAAGAACGUCCCGUCCGAGACGGGAUGGGCAGGAGGCAGGGUUUCUUUUUUCCGUUCCGACUGUUCCCAGUUACAAUUUUUAUCGCCUCGGCCAUUGCUUUGACUAUUUUCCAUAUUGAUUACGCAACAACAAAAAAUACACACAAUUACACCUUACCGUUUCUUACGUAGACCCGAUCGGUUUAGCUUACUUUACUUUUGCACACCGAGCACGCUCGCAGCGCAACUAAACCCCAUUUGCUCAACGCCCAACGGACGAAAUAGCGGUGCAAAAUUGGACAUUUAAAUCCGCUUUUUUGGUUUUGUUUUGGGAUUUUUUUUAAAUUACUAUUUUAUUUUCUCUUUCCCCUUAAUACGCGCGUCAAAUUCAGCACGAAAAAAUAAGGACGCACUUUACAUUGGAUUACUUCUUUUUGUCCUCGUAAUUUACCACCUCAUCGGUUUAGGGCGACGCUGACAAAAUCGUUUCUAAAGCGCUUGGAGGUCGGCGGCGGUGGUGCAGUACCCCCCAGUAACCAAGAUCUCUUCUUGUUCUGUGCAAGGCAAAAUAAAAAAAACUAAACGAAAUGAAGAAAAA
Anopheles gambiae (African malaria mosquito) is the source of this 3450-nucleotide messenger RNA. RefSeq names its product E3 ubiquitin-protein ligase ZNRF1. The record is from RefSeq and is a predicted model, not a curated record. NCBI's taxonomy places the organism in Eukaryota, Metazoa, Arthropoda, Insecta, Diptera, Culicidae. The transcript is spliced from 7 exons. Bases 1834 to 2331 code for a protein of 165 amino acids.